UACGUCUAACGAUGGUGCAACUCCACUCAUUCAGUGUGUACAGGGAGCUCGCAUGGCAAAGGAUUCAAACAAAAACGAAUAUGUACAGUGUUGUAAACGGUUGAUUGGCGCUGGAGCUGACCUGAAUCAUCGAGAUCACCUGGGAAGAACAUCCUUGCACUGGGCUGUGUUCUACAACAAACCCGAUCUUGUCUCGGAAUUGUUAGAUUGUGGAUCCGAUCCAAAAAUACGUGACGAUGGAGGUCAGAACGUGUUGCACUUCGCCAUACGAGUACAUGCGGUGGAAUGCAUCCAAGUAUUGUGCGAUCAGGUUGAAAAUGAGGUGCUCAGGGAGUCCAACAAUAAAGGCGUGCCACCGAUCAUAUACGCUGUACAACAGGGUCAUGCAGAUAGCUGUGAAAUACUACUUAAAGCUGGAGUAGACAUCAAUGAAAUAGAAGACAAUAAUGUCAGCAAGACUGCCUUGCAUUAUUCUGUGGAGUUCAACAGAUUGGAUUUAGUUCAAUUUCUGUUAAGUCAUGAAGCCAGAGUAGAUAUUGCUGAUGCAAGCAAACUCACUGUAGUUGAUCUUUCCUGCAUCUGCGAUGAUUAUCAUUACUUAGCAACAAUCAUAGAUCACCUUGGAGACGAAAGAAGAUGAGUACUUUAAGUGCAGCAAAUGACAGAGGAAUAACACCAUUAAUGAUAGCAUGCCAGAAAGGAAACACCCAACAAGUGUCUCUUAUCAUUAAAAGAAGGGGCUCCUAUUGCCAGUACUGAUAGGAAAGGCAAGACAGCUUUACAUUACACUGUUGAAAACAAGGAACCUGACUGUGCUGUAUUGUUACUGCAAUCUAACCAUGAUAUAGCAGACAUUCGUGAUAGAGACGGACAUACAGCACUACACUUAGCAACCAUAGGCGCCAAUAAGAAAUUAAUCUCAGUGUUAAUUAAAUAUGCAGAUAUUAAUGGUACUGAUCAUGAGAAACACACUCCAGUCCACUGGGCUACAGUUUGUGGGCAUGGCGAACUCAUUGAAUUUCUCAUUCAAAAUGGUGCCAAUGCAUCGCUACCCGACGUUCAUGACGCUUAUCCAAUGCAUUAUGCUGCUCAGAUGUGUGGUGAUCCACAAGUUCAACAUAUUGG
Messenger RNA from Saccoglossus kowalevskii, 1125 nucleotides. RefSeq lists its product as uncharacterized. Gene Ontology annotation, molecular function: protein binding. Lineage: Eukaryota; Metazoa; Hemichordata; Enteropneusta; Harrimaniidae. The record is from RefSeq and is a predicted model, not a curated record.